UGGCGUGGGAGAGGUUACCAAAACCUCCAGGUCUGAGGGCGGCUUCGGUCCGCCCGGAUUGGGGUGCAUUUCUCAUUCUCCUUGGAGCAAAGCACCUCUUGUGAAGUAAGAAGGAGACAUCUCCAGGAGCAGGAUCCCACGUGGAGAAAAACCGUUCCACAUCUGACUAUACCUUUGGAGAUUUCUACAUUUUACCAAGAUAAACUGAAAAUGAAGAAAUCCUAUGGACCCUUAUCAUUUGAGGAUGUGAUUGUGGGCUUCACACAGGAGGAGUGGCAGCACCUAGACCCUGCUCAGAGGACCCUGUACAAGGAUGUCAUGCUGGAGAACUACAGCCACCUUGUCUCAGUGGGGUGUUGUAUCCCUAAACCAGAAGUGAUCUUCAAGUUAGAACAAGGAGAACAGCCAUGGAUAUUACAGGAAGAGCCCACAAACCAGAGCUACCCAGGAGAUUGCAGUGUUGAUGACCAACUAGAGCAGAGUCAAGAAAUUCAGGAAAGACAUUUCUGGCAAACUCCUUUUAUCAAGAACAAAAUACUGACUGUAGAGAGAGGUAAUGUAUUAGGGAAAGUAUUCACAUUGGAUAUAGACCCAGUUCCUUCCAUAAAAAUACCUUGUAAAUGUGACCUAUAUGGCAUAAGUUUGCAGUACAUUUCAGAAUUAAUCAUCAGUAAGAAAAAGUAUUUAAGGAAAAAGCCUGAUGACCUUAAUGCAUACAGAAAAUUGUUCCUCAAUAUUAACCAUGAAAAAACUCAUAUGGGAGAGAAACCUUAUGAAUUAAUUCAAAAUAGAAAAUACCUCAGUCAUAAUGAGGACUUCAUUACGUAUAUGAAAAUUCAAAAUUUAGAGCAGUCCUUUGAAUUUGAGAAAUGUGAGAAAGAUUUCCAUGAGAAGGCAGUUAUUGUUACUUACAAGCAAGCUUACACAGGAGAGAGUCCUUAUGAACAUAAUAAAUGCAGUAAAUUACUCUGUAGUCAUUCAGCUUUCACUGUCCAUAACAUGGCUCCAAAAAGAGGAAACUUUCGUGAGUUUAAUGAACAUGAGAAAAUUUUUGAAAAAUCAGUUCCUCUGAAACAUAGAAUUCAUUUGGAGGUGAAACAGUAUGAAUGUAUUGAAAAUGCAGAUAAUUUUAGUAGAUCAAGCUUUGCUAACACAGGAGAGAAAACAUUUGAAUGUAACAGAACAGGGGAGCCUUUGUGCAAGAAGUUAGUACUUAAUGCAACUCAGAGAACACAUAGAGAAGAGAAAGUCUAUGAAUGUAAUGAAUGUGGAAAAAUGUUCUGUGAAAAGUCAAAACUUACUACCCAUCAAAGAAUCCAUACAGGGGAGAAACCCUUUGAAUGUAAUCAAUGUGGGAAAUGCUUCUCUAGGAAAUCUCUUCUCACAUUACAUCAGAGAAUCCACACAGGAGAGAAACCCUAUAAAUGUAAUGAAUGUGGGAAAUGCUUUUCUAGAAAUUCACACCUUAUAAUACAUCAGAGAACUCACACAGGAGAGAAACCCUAUGAAUGUAAGGAAUGUAGAAAAAGUUUCUACCAUAAGUCAUAUCUCACAGUACAUCAGAGAAUUCACACAGGGGAGAAACCCUAUGAAUGUAAUCAAUGUGGGAAAACCUUCAUAAGCAACUCAGUCCUCACAAUACAUCAUAAAACACACACAGGUGAGAAACCCUAUGAAUGUUAUGAAUGUGGGAAAUCUUUCUCUAGGAAUUCGUAUCUUACAAUACAUCAGAGAACUCACACAGGUGAGAAACCCUAUGAAUGUAAGAUGUGUGGCAGAACCUUUUGUCAUAAGUCAGAUGUCACCAAGCAUCAGAAGAUUCACAUAGGGGGAAAACCUUAUGAAUGCAUUCAGUGUGGGAAAACCUUUAGUCGCAACUCAGGUCUAAAAGUACAUCAGAGAACACACACAAAGGAGAAACCUUAUGAAUGUAGUGAAUGUGGGAAAUCUUUUUCUGAGAAAUCAGUCCUCACAGUACAUCAAAGAAUCCACACAGGGGAAAAACCAUAUAAAUGUAGUGAAUGUGGUAAAACUUUCUAUAAUAAAUCAGACCUCACCAAGCACCAGAGAACACACACAGGUGAGAAACCCUAUGAAUGUAAGGAAUGUGGUAAAUUCUUCUCUAGGAAUUCAUACCUUACAAUACACCAGAGAACUCAUACAGGAGAAAAUCCUUAUGUAUGUAAAAAAUGUAGGAAAACAUUCUGCUUUAAGUCAGACUAUACAGUACAUAAGAGAACACACAGAGGGGAGAAAUCUUACCAUUGUAAUGAAUGUGGAAAAACCUUCACUUGCAACUCAGUCCUCAGAUCACAUCAGAGAACACACACAGGGGAGAAGCCCUAUAAAUGUACUGAGUGUGGUAAAUCCUUCUCUGAGAAGUCAGUCCUUACUGUACAUCAGCGAAUACACACAGGGGAGAAACCUUAUGAAUGUAAUGAAUGUGGGAAGUCCUUUUAUCAUAAGUCAGAUCUCACUAAACAUCAGAGAACACACACAGGGGAGAAACCUUAUGAAUGUGAUCAGUGUGGAAAAAGCUUCAGUUGCAACUCAGGCCUCAAAGUACAUCAGAGAAGACACAUAGAGAAACCCUAUGAAUGUAACGAUUAUAGAAUCAUCUCUGAGAAAUCAGUUCUCACAGUGUGUCCAAGGAUACACAGAAGGGAAAAAAUCUUAGAAGUGUAGCAAUGAGAGAUAGCUUUCUCUAUGAAUUUAUACCUCAAAAUAUGUAGUAGAAUUCACAUAGAAUAUGACCCCUAUAAAGGUAAGGAACAUGGCAGAUCUUUUACCAUAAGUCAUCCUUCAAAGUAAAUAAGAAAAUACAAACAGGGAAAAUACUAUAUUACUGCAAAGAAUAUUUGAAAAGUUUUUGUAAGACAACUAAAAAUACACAUAGAAGGAACUCUGCUAAUGCAUAUAGGGAAUGUGAGGAAAUAUUUUACUAUAAAUUAGAACUUUUUUUUGGUUGGGGCUGGGUUUGAACCCACCACCUCCGGCAUAUGGAGCUGGCGCCCUACCCUUUUGAGCCACAGGUGCGGCCCUAAAUUAGAACUUAUUAAUGAACAACUUAUAUAGGAGAUAAUCCUCUGCCUCAGAUAUAGGUAAAUAAUAUUCCAGAAAAUGGCCAUUAAUAAAAAUCAGUGAAACCAGAAUUUAGGGAAAAUCAUCAAUGUCUUGGUGUGGGUUUUUUUGUUUGUUUGU
Molecule: messenger RNA, 3201 nt
Organism: Otolemur garnettii (small-eared galago)
Lineage: Eukaryota; Metazoa; Chordata; Mammalia; Primates; Galagidae
Product: zinc finger protein 33B-like
Exons: 6
Coding region: 211-2685 (824 amino acids)
Biological process (GO): regulation of DNA-templated transcription
Source: RefSeq, a predicted model, not a curated record